UCAAUAUAACCCUUCUGUGUGAAUGCGCAGUGUUCGUUGACUUCACAUUAGAAUUUAGUCUAGUUGCACUCGGUGCUCGAGAGAGGCCACAACCGCAGGAAUGACAUGCCAGCAAUGUGUCCCAUACAACAAGAACUGGGUAGCUUUGUAAUUUUGUGCGCUCGUGGCUAAUGCUCGGCGGGCUCGCUGUCAAUCCAAAUGGAAACGCUACAACAGCGUAGCAACAAUGAAACAAAUGCCAGUAGGAUGAAGCAGCAGGCAGGCUUCGCGGUGGCGCAGGGCGCCGGGUUGGUUGACGGUGGCAGCAUUGGCGCCGUGCCCCCUCUGCCGCUCCUGCCCCCGCUGGCCCUGGCUGCGAUGUUGCCUGGGCUGCACCUGCUGCCUCAAGCACAGCUGCAGGAGCUGCUUGGAGGCUGGGCCGCCUUGCCGCAGGCACAGGGCCCGCCAGCGGCGAAAGCGGCAGCGUCAAGGGCGAGGGCGAAGUCCGGGGCAGGCAGCCCCAUACCGGAGGGAAUGGCUCCUGGUCAUGUCGCUGGCGCUGCCGGAGACACCGCCGCAGCCACAGCAUCAGGGGCAGGAGAAGGGACCCACAGUAACCGUCGCUCCGGGCGCAGCAAGAACCUGGGGCGCAGCAACGGUGUUGUUGACGGCUCUGCUGGCGACCCCGUUGCGGACGCCGAUGUGGGUGUUGGGGAACAGGCGCAGCUGCGGCGUCGCGACGAGACCGGCGGUAGCGGCAAUGCCGGCAGCCGCGACGACGCCGGCGGUAGCGGCAAUACCGGCAGACGCGGCGAUGCCAGCGGCAGCGGCAGUGCCGGCGGUAGCGGCGAUGCUGGCGGCAGCGGCAGUGCCGGCGUCAGCGGCGAUGCUAGCGGCAGCGGCAAUGCCGGCGGUAGCGGCAGUGCCGACGGUAGCGGAGAUGCUGGCGGUAGAGGCGACGCAGGAAGCGACGCCAGUGAAGAUGGCUCGCAGCCGACGGCGGCGGGAGCUGCUGCGGCCGACGCUGGGCAGCAGGUGCCGCAGGCGCCACCCUGCGAACUUAACUGUGCCACUUGCAGCGCGCCCUACGUCAAGCGCGGCCCCAGAAUGAGCUGUGGGUUCUUCGCGCGCACCGGCGCCUUCACCUGCCACCGUUGCUGCCUGAAAAACAGUGCCGCGCACGGCUUCUACGGCCCGCCCGGGACACGGAGCCUGGAGGAGGCGGGCGGACGGGAGUGCGCCGAGUGCGGCACGGAGUCGGCCUUCCGGUGGGCUCCGCACCCGGUGAAGGAGCGUGUCUAUUGCUGUAGAAGCUGCGAUGAGACGCUGCGCGGGGCCAAGAGCGCGCCGAGGUCGCAGGCGCGGGCGCGCUCACGGGUUGCUGAGGAGCCAGACGACGACAGCAGUAACGAGGCUCAGCCUAAGCCGGAGGCGGCAGUUGCGGUGGCGAUGGUCGAGGAGCUUCUUGUGCCUUGCGACGGCCUUUGGCCUGGGGCAGCUGCGUGGUGGCCGCCACAGCUGCUGCCACCGCUACAGCCGCAGCUGCUGCCACCGCAGCUGCUGCCACAGCCACAGCUGCAACCACAGCUGCAGCCGCAGCUGCCACCGCAGCCACAGCCGCAGCGGGUAUCUCAGCUUUCGUCCAGGGCUGGCGGGUCUGGGGCGGCCGCCGUUGCGGGGGAAGCGCCGGCGGCUGCGGUAACAACUUCAACAGCAGCAGCACACGGCCAAGAGGCACCGCCCUCUGGCACGGCGCACCCGGCACAACACAGCUUGGGCCCAGCGGCGGGUGAGGGCUCCCUUGACCCUAGCCAGGUCGCCUGCGCCACCUGCAGUACGCCCUAUGUGCACCGCCCCAGCACCGCAUCGGGCUUCUUCGCGCGCGGAACUGGCGCCUACACCUGCAGCAGCUGUUGCCACAAGAACCGCGUUGCUACCGGCUUCUACGGCCCCACCGGGACGAGCUCGCUGGAGCAGGCGGGCGGCCGGGAGUGCGCCGACUGCGGCACGGAGGACACUCGACAGUGGCGCCUCCACCCGCUACGCCUGGGCUUCUACAUGUGCAGCGCCUGCCACAACGAGCACAAAGCCGCGUGCCGGCAGGGCAGCCGGACCGCGGGCGCACAGCACAAACAAAAGAAGAGCACAACAUCGGCGCGUGCGGAGCGCGGUGGUGAUGGCGGCGGCGGUGGCGACGCAUCGACAGCCGCGCCGCCCAUCCAGCCGCUGCUGAUGACGACGAUGCUGGCGAUGGGCGGGGGGGCUGCGGUCGCUCCUGCGGCAGCCGCAGCCGCGGCAGCAGGCAUCACGGCGCUUGCAGCAGGCGGCGAUCCGGUCCCAGGGGCGCUUGACCGCAUCAUGUGCGUCGCUUGCGGCGUGCCAUGCGUACGACGUCGCGGCGCCUGCGGCUUCUUCGCCCACGGCACCCGCGCCUUCACCUGCCACCGCUGCUGCCUGAAAAAUAGCGCCGCGCACGGUUUCUACGGCCCGCCCGGGACGCGGAGCCUGGAGGAGGCGGGCGGGCGGGAGUGCGCCGAAUGUGGCACGGCGGCCACGCCGCAGUGGACCCCGCACCCGCUGCGCCUGGGCACGUACUGCUGCUUCGCGUGCGGCCUGGACCUCAGGCGGCCGGAGCUGGCAGCAGCCGGCGCUCCAGGAACCCCUCGAAAGCUGCGUGUGCGGCUGGCUGCUGCAGGCCGCGACGAGCAGCAGCACGAACAGCAGCAGCAGCUGUUGCAACAGCAGCAAGGCCAGCAACAGCAACAGGUUCUGCAACAGCAGCAGUUGGAGCGGGGUAGCGGCGGCCUGUUGCAGGACCAGGGGGCGGCGAUGUCCGGGGGCCCGAGCGCCAACGGCCACACGGCAUCACGCUUUAGCUUGCUACUCACGGUAGCGGAACACGCAGCGCAGAGCGAUGCGACGUCAAACGCUCAUGAAGCGCUUGGGUUGCAGGAGCAGCCGGGUGAGCGCCAGAGGCAGUUGGCGUCACCGGCAGCGGGGACUGGUGAUGGUGGCAGCGCCGGCGCGCUGGCGCAGCAGCUGGCAGGAACGCGCGCAGCCGGCGGCAGCGAAGGCCCGGGCACAGCUGCUUGCGAGGACGCUGGUCUUGCCGCUGGCCUUGCCGCUUUGGGUACGCUCGCCGCUGCGGUAGCUAGUUUGUAUGGGCCGGGAGUGGGCCUGCAGCAGCUGUCAGGGCCGCAGCUCUGGGCGGCCCAGCAGUUGGCUGCGGCAAUAGCGGCACCGGCCACCGGUGGCGCGCGUACGGCUGACCGCGAGACAGCCGCACAUGCUCAGCCGCUCAGCAUACUCGCCACAGCUGCGUGCCGGGAGUCUGUCGCUGGCGCGGACGCGGCGCUUGUACUAUCGAACAUGCCGCGCCUGCAGGGACCACUCCAGGCCGCAGCCGCUGGGCUCGACUUCGAUGCUGGCGGUGACAGCGGUGGAAGCCGCCUCGGGACGGACGCUGUCAACAGGUGCCGGGCUGUCGGUGCCGCUGCCGCGGCGGCCCCUGCGGCCGCGGCAGCAGCUCCAGAUGUGGAUAUGUCGGACGUGGGUGCCGGCGUUGGCUCGCCGUAUGCCGAACCCAGCGUCGGUGCGGGCGCGGCAGCCGGUGCAGCGGUUGCAGCUGCAGAUGCGGCACUGUCAAGCGGGGCAACGCGGCCGCCGACAGACACCGCGGGCGGGCGGGCUGUCCUGCCACAGGUGCGCGCGGCGCGCCCCGCAGCUUCCCCUGCGCAGCAGCCGGCCGCCCACCAGCCUCCCCAGUCCGCAGACCAGCCGCCCGCAGGAGCACCCGCAGCACCCGCUGCUGAACCAGCUGCUGAACCAACUGCUGCUGCACCGGCACCAUUCGUAGCUGCUGACUCUGCGGAGGCCACCCCAACGCCGGAGCCCCAGCCGCAUCCCCAGCUGCAUCCGCAGCCAUCCCCCGCGUCUGCCGCUGGCAUGGGUGUGGGUCUCGAUCCCGGCCUGGUCACGUGCGCCUCCUGCGCUGCGCCCUACAUGCGCCGGGGUAAAGCCCCCUCCGGCUUCUUCGCCCACGGCACCCGCGCUUACACCUGCCACGGCUGCUGCCUACGCAACAUCACGUCCCACGGCUUCUACGGUCCCCCCGGGACCCGGAGCAUGGCGGAGGCGGGCGGGCGGGAGUGCGCCGAGUGUGGCGUUGAGAGCACGCCGCAGUGGCACCCCCACCCCUCACAGCUGGGCGUCUACUGCUGUAACGCCUGUUACUUUCGGCUGCGGCGCCGAGUCACGCAGCGGACAGAGGAGCCUGGCCAGGGCCCGGGGGGCGACGAGCGAGUGGGUGAAAAGCGAGCCGUUGCUGAGCAGGAGGCCGCGGCUGGGGCCGGCACCAACAUUGGCACCCAGGCCGCCACGCAACUGUGCUCGGCAGCAGGGUCCGCGCCUGCAGCAGGAAGCGGCGGCGACGGCGGCGCGAAGCCCCACAGCCCCGCGCGGAGCGGGACGGGCACGGAUGCGGAUGCGGGAGCGGAUGCGGGAGCAAAGGAUGAGGAAGCGGGCUUGGGCGGUGCUUCAGCUCGUGCGCAGGAGGCGCAGGGGCAGGCGGGGCCCCUUGCGGCCACCCUGGCACAGCCGGAUUCAAUCGACCUGCCGUCAACCGGUGAAGAAGACAGCAUACACCCCGCACAAGCGGAAGCCGCCCCAGCGCCCCCGCAGUCAGACCGGGGUGGCUUGACAGACGCGCGGUUGCCCCGUUCUGCCGCAAUCUGCGCCCGUACCUUUAUUCGGCACCGGCUUAACGAGGAGCAUGACCAACCGCCGAAGCGGCGGAAAGUGGAGGCCGCGGCGGCUGCGCCCUGCAGCGUUCCCGUCGGCACCGCAGCCGCUGCAGCGCCUGCAGCUGUAUCAGGCCCAAGCGCCCCUCAGGAGCCAGCUGGUCAGCCCACGUGUACCACUUGCGCCGCGCCCUACGUGCGUCAAGGAACCAAGGUUCGAAAUGGCUUCUUCACUCGCACCGGCGCCUACAGCUGCCGCAGCUGCUGUGCGAAGAACCAGCUGUCUCACGGCUUCUACGGCCCGCCCGGGACACGGAGCCUGGAGGAGGCGGGCGGGCGGGAGUGCGUCGAGUGCAGCAAGGAGACUGCUUCGUAUUGGAUUCCACACCCCACCCGCAUUGGCAAGUACUAUUGCGGCGCGUGCGAUGCCAGGAUGCGGCGCCAGCUGCGGCAGCCGGCGACCGCCGCGCGGAAGCCGCAGCCGACGCAAGGAGCCGGGGGCAGCACGCAAGAGACCCUGCUGCAGGCGGGCAGUGUGCAGCCGUCGGGGGCAGACCAGCCACAGAACGCCGCCGGCGUGCACGCCGCGGCGGCUGCUGGUGGCGCGCAGGACCGCUUGCUGGCCUCAGCUGUGUUGGAUGCGGCGGUGGGUAGCGACAACGGAGAGAGGACGUCCUUGGCACGGUUGCUGCAUCCUGUCGUCGGUCGCAGCCCGCCUCAGGCGCAGCAGGCCCAGCUACCGGCGCAGGGCCAUGCCGACGCGUGGGCUGCGGCUCCCGGUGCUGCAGCUGUGGAGGCUGAGGCGGGCGCUGCGACUGACGCGAACGCUGCGGCAAAGGGCGACGCUGUGAUUGGGGCAGCUUGGGCAGGUGGUGCGGCUUGGGCGGACGCUGCGGCUGAGGCUGAGGGUGCGGACGCUGCGCCUUGGGCAGAAGCCGCCGUGGCCGAGGCGGAGGCAAAGGAGGAAGCGAAGGCGGAAGCCGUGGCGGCGGAGGCUCAGGAGGCGGAGGCUGCUGUGGUGGCAGAUGAGGAGCCGUUGACGCAGACACAGAAGUCACGGACCUAUGCGGCCUUGCUAGGCAAGCCAUUGCAUGCAUGCGAGCCGGCCUGGGGUGUUGCUACACCUGUCGAGGCCGUAGCGGCAGGUCCACUUGCACCGCUUCCAGCGCCAGCGGCCGCUGCGCAUGAGUGCGAAUGCAUUGACGGCGCCGCCGGCUUCGGCUCUGCGGCCGCCACCGGACUGCCACAGGCAGCCGAGCUGCCAGCAGCGGCGCAGGCACCAGUGCAGACGGCUGUGGCUGUGGUGGUGGCUGGGGCGGGAGCUGCGGUAGAUGCGGCAGAUGCUGAGGGGGCAGCGGCGCCGGAAGCUGAGCCCGAGCCGGAGCCGGAGCCAAAGCCGGGACCGGAGCCGGGAAAGGAACCGGAACCGGAACCAGAACCGGAGCCGGAGCCGGAACCGGAGCCGGAACGUGGAGCAGCAGCAGCAACGGAGUCGCAGGCGCAAGCACAGGCAGCGGGUGAGCCGCAGCCUCCAAGCCCAGUUGCGGUGGUGCGGGCCGCAGCGGACCUGCUGACAGCCACGACCGUGCCUGUUAUGCCUGUGACAGCAUCAGUUCGCAGCGCUGCCGCGGCUGCACCUGCCGCAACAGCUGUAGCUGCUGCGUCGGCUGCUACGCCGGGUGCUGGUCGCAGACCGGAAAACGCGCUCACGCCAGUAGCAGCGGGCGCGGCAUCGCCAGCAGUAGCGGCCGGGAGCUCGGGGCGGCCAUCGCGCUCCGCCGCGGCCCGCGCCAGCAGCGCCAUCGCCCACCAGAUGCACCAGGAGGCGCUGCCGCUGCGUAAGCUGGCGCUGGCGGCUGCAUUGAAGGCUGCCCUGGCAGCGGCGGUGCCCCAGCGGGGCGCUGCGGAGUCUGCGGGUGGCGACCCACCCGCGAGAGGAGCAGCGCUGUCCGCUGCCACAGCCACUGCGGCCCUGCACGCAACACAGGCGCAGUCGACGCAUGGAGCUCGUCCACAGGCAAAGCCGGUUGUAGAGAGGCUGGCUGCGGCGACGGCGGCAGCGGCUGGGGGAGGAAGCCACUUCGGGCGGCUGAUGCGGCGGCAACGCAUUGUGGGUGCCAGCGGUGCAGGCUCUGCCGCGGCGGUGCCUGUUCCCGCGGCCAUGCCCACUGGUCCGGCAGUAGAGGGGUGCGAGCCUGCGCAGCAGCGAGUAUCAGCCGUGGAGCCACACGCAGCCGCCUUGCCUGGCACUGCGGCUGCGGCUGCGGCUGCGGCUGCGGCUGCGGCUGCGGCUGCGGCUGCGGCUGCGGCUGCGGCUGGGCCUGGGCCUGGGCCUGGGGUAGGCGGGCGAAACGCGGGCUCGCGUGCCGUCGCGCAGGCCUCGCCAUCCCUGGCCAGGGAGCAGGCGCAACGCCUGCAGCCCCAAAGAUCUUCUGACGGCAACGGGGAGGGACGCCCAGCAGAGGCAGCAGCAGGUGGCUUGCAGCUGCUGUCAGCGCCGCCGGUGCGCGCGGCGGCGCUCCUGGCGCAGAGGCGCAUCCUGCAGCUGCAGGCGCAGGAGGAGACGGCACCAUCUCAACAGGAUUCUGCCGCCGGCACCAGGAGCACCAACACCGCGCAAGGGGCUCAUGCCGGGGGCGCGGCUUCGGUGCUGCCUGGCAGCUGGCGGAAGGGGCAGACCUCCCCACAGCCCGCGGCGCCGCCGGGAGCAGCGGGCGCAGCAUCGCCAGCAGUGGCGGCCGGGAGCUGGGGGCGGCCAUCGCGCUCGGCCGCGGCCCGCGCCAGCAGCGCCAUCGCCCACCAGAUGCACCAGGAGGCGCUGCCGCUGCGUAAGCUGGCGCUGGCGGCUGCACUGCAGGCGGCCGCACCCCAGCGGGGCGUAGUUCCACGCGACGCCGUCAGUUCGCCAGCGGCCGUGGCUGCUGCUGGUGCUAGACCGGAUGGGUCCAGGCCAGUGGGCGGGCAACUGGGCGCCUCUGCAACUUCACCUGGCGCUGCGCCGCAGCAGCCGGCAGCAGCGCCGGCUCGCGACGACACAUCCGUGCCGCCCAACAGACCACAGACACAGAUCAAGUGCGGCAGCUGCGGCGGCCGCUAUGAGCGCAAGCCUGGCGCCCAGAGCGGCUUCUUUGUGUGUGGCACCGGCGCCUAUACCUGCCGCAGCUGCUGCUCUGAGAAUCUCGUAUCUCCCAACGGCUUCUACGGCCCGACCGGCACCCGGUCAUUGCAGGAGGCGGGCGGCCGGGAAAGCGAGGAGUGCGGGACGGACACCGCGGUGGCGUGGCAGCUGGUUUCCCCUGUGGAGGGCACGUACGCGUGCCGGAAGUGCUACCACAAGCUCCAAAGGAAGCGGCAAAGAAUUGAGCAGGCAUCAUCCAAGGAGCUUGGGCAGCUGGGAGAGCAGGAGGAGGCACAACAGCACACAGAUGGGCCUGUCGAUGGUGACGCGCCGGCGGCUGGGGGUGUCGGGGCGGUUGGCGGCUCGGGUGCGGCGGCUGGGGUGCCAAAGUGGACGCGGCUCGGGCGCGGGGCCGAACCACGAACACGGCAGCAACAGGCAGCGGCGCCAAUGGCGGCCAAUGGCGGCGAUGGUGAGGCCAGUGAAGGCGGAGAGGAGGAGGAGGAGGAGGAGGAGGAGGAGGAGGAGGAGGAGGAGGAGGAGGAGGACGAGGAGGAGGUGGAGGAGAAGGAGCAGGAGCAGGAGAAGGAGGUGGAGGAGGCCGAUGCAGCUGAGCAGGCGGACAGGCGCGCAAAACGGCCACGGCAGCAGCGGCGGCGGCAGGACGUGGGCGUGGCGGCGGCGGCCGAGCCUGCGCCAGUGCCGGGCGGCGCGGCGCUGUUCACUGCGUGCGUGGACGCAUCUGCGCAGGCUAUCGUGGCGCACCUUGCCGCGGAGCGCCCGGGUGGCGGCCGCAGCACACUCGUCAUCACGGCGCCGCCCGCGUUGGCGCUCUGCUCUCCGGGACAGCUAGCGGCCCCCAUCACGUCGUGGUUGCAGGCGCACGUGUGCCGGCGGCCGAUGGCGCUGCUGCUUGGGCCGCCCGCAGAGGCGCUGGGCUUGGACAGGGAGGAGCCGCCGCCGGGGCUUACGCCGGAGGAGCAGGCCAACUGGGCGGGCGCACGAACCCGCGUGUUUGCCGCGUUCCUGCGCGCCGCGGACACGGCCAUGCUGGCGGCACAGGGCGGAGGCGCCGGCGAAGCGGCGGCCAUGCCAGCUGUUGACACGUUCCGCGCGAUCACGUUUUCACUGAGCCCCCCGAGCGAAGCGAUCCAGGGGGGGGCAAAUGAAUCAUUCUGUUGAGCACACGCCUAGCUGCGGAAGCGAAGCGUGCGCAUCGUUAACCUUUCUUGCGGCUGUUGACAACUGUGCUGCGUCUGGCUACGGUUGGCUCUGCUGUGGCAUCGCGACUGCUAGAUAGGCACCUGGUUUGGCUACGUGCCUGUGGAAACCGACCCCGGCUAUGUCCGGGCGAUGAGGUUGUUCGGCCUCAGACUGUGGAGGGGCUCAGCCCCUUUUCCCGUGACCGGGGAACACUUGUCACUGAGCAACGCAAAAGACCACCGGUUGCGCACUGGCUGGCAGAGCAGCUGUCGGCUGAGGAGCAACCGGCUCAGGCUGCACAGGCGGCAGCGCAACCCGGCAUGCAUCUGGGCCUCGUGCAGUAUUGUACAGGGCCGGAGGCAGGCAGCUCAACGGGUGGGGUGGCAGCCGGCACCACCAGCGUUGUAGAGGGUGCGCAGUCUACCGCUGGCGCAGUGGCAGCGGCGCUGCAGCCGCUGCUGCUGCGGCCGGUGUGCGAGGGGCUGCGGGCCGCGCUGGCGCGGGGUGCGGCGGGGCACCGGCUGGUAGACGGGUGAGGCGUCGGAGACUUGUGACAGUGUGGUUAUGCAGAGGUACCGAUUCAAGUGCUACGGCAGCGUGAUGAAUAAAGUGCUGCGGCGAGGUACGGGGACAUACUGUAACGCACGGAUGGGCAUGAUACAUUAUCGACCGUGGUGUUGCACCUGUGGCCAGUGUCGCCACAAGACGGUGAGCAGAAGUCGAACUCACAGGACAAGGACAGGUGUGCGCCGGGGAACACUUGUCGCAAUGAUGACUAAAUACGGUAUUAUAAGUAAAGAACGCGGCCACGGCUGCUGUGUACAGUUCUUGUGGUGACCCUGGUGACUGUGAGCUUGCAGUUUACGGGUGUGUCGGGUGCUGUUGCCGGCUGUGGCACGCGGCCGUGGUCGCAGAGCGCAUGCACUGUUGGGAGGCAGGGCAUCAGUAGGAGGGGCCAAAGGCUGACUGCACGGCGUUGGGAGGCAGGGCAGCAGUAGGAGGGGCCAAAGGCUGACUGCACGGCGUUGAUGCUGGGUCAGGCCCGCACGCUGUUGUGAACUGGGCAGGUAAUGUGCCAAGGUGCCCCGGAGCGUGUCCAAAUGCGUGCAUCUGGCAAUUACGGGCGCAUACAGCGUUCGUUUUGGGCCCAUCGCAGGGGCAGAGCAUUGUGUCAUAUGUCGGGACACAGCUGCAAUCUGUUCCUGCCUCAGUGCAAAUGACGUAGCAUACGUUCGUAUGGCUAGAGCUAACCGCCGCCUCUGCGUUGGGUGGCAUCAAAAGAUACGCGUGUGCAGUGUUCGAAAUGAAGCAAGAUUGAGGAUGGACAUGGAUAGGGACAAUGGGGCGUGGCAAAAUGGCACGGGCACAAAGGGUGCACUGUGUGGCAUAGCGUGUGGAUAUACAUGGAGACUUUGCGUGGGCCAAUUUAAACGACUGGAAGUGUGAUGUGUGCCCUAGGUUAAGCCUGCUCAUUCCAUGCAGCGGCACACACUUGUGGCGCCUUCUUACCGUGAAGGCCAAGCGGUUGCAGCAGGUUGCAGCGCCGCUUGGUACCGCCGCCCACGCCUGUGACCACUGACCUGUAGUAUUGCGGGCAGGCGGCUGCAGUUGCCGUCGAUGAAGGUGCUCCGUGACCACAUGGGGGGACGGCAACAAGAUGGGCAUUAUGGAUGUAAACUCGCAUGCGCACAAGGCACGAGGCGCACCGAUGCAGUAAGGAAGUCCGUUAUAAUAUUAUA
Molecule: messenger RNA, 10778 nt
Organism: Chlamydomonas reinhardtii
Lineage: Eukaryota; Viridiplantae; Chlorophyta; Chlorophyceae; Chlamydomonadales; Chlamydomonadaceae
Exons: 4
Coding region: 247-9018 (2923 amino acids)
Biological process (GO): regulation of DNA-templated transcription
Molecular function (GO): sequence-specific DNA binding; zinc ion binding
Source: RefSeq, a predicted model, not a curated record